Molecule: messenger RNA, 1569 nt
Organism: Vigna radiata var. radiata (mung bean)
Lineage: Eukaryota; Viridiplantae; Streptophyta; Magnoliopsida; Fabales; Fabaceae
Exons: 2
Coding region: 1-1569 (522 amino acids)
Source: RefSeq, a predicted model, not a curated record
AUGGAGGAAGAUGUGAAUAUUGGUGACGUAGAGGAGGUUAUUGUGGAUGAACAACAUGCGUAUGUGGAUGAAGAAGUUGGUUAUGUUGGUGAAGCACGUGGUUAUGUGGAUGAAGAAGAUGCUUAUGUUGGUGUGGUGGAGUGGAAUGUGGAAGUAGAAGAUGUCCAAAUGGAUUACCAAGAGGAAGAGGGGAAUGUUGGUGGCGACUAUGUAGAGACGGGUGAGGAUGAGGCUUAUGUUGAAGAGGAAGAGGAAAAUGAAGAGGUAGAGGAAGAGGGCAAUGUGGUUGACGGUGAGGUGGUGGAAAAUGUGGAUGAUAGUGAAGAGGAAAGAAUGGAAAAUGAUGAUGAUGAGUUUGGGAUGGAGGAUGAGAUAGUGGAGGUAGAAAGAAGAAACAUUAGUCUUGUUUUGGAAAGGUGGAGUAGAAUGAAAAAGAGGAAGAAAAGUGUGAGGAAAACUAUCAGGAGAAGAAACAAUGGUGGUGACGGGUCAUUUAUGAUUAAUGAAGAUGUUGGAGAUCAUGAGCAUGAGAUAAAUGAAGAUUACAAUACAGAUGAGUUGUCUUCAAAUGUGGCUAGUGAUGAGGAUGUGAGUGAGGAUAGGAGGAAGUUUCCAAAGUAUAGAGCAGAGGAUAUGACAAAGACCUUUAAAUUUAAAUUGGGGAUGGAGUUUAAGUCAUUGAAAGAUUUUAAAAGUGCACUACAGGAGCAUAGUGUUUUAAAUGGAAAAGAAGUGAAGUUUGUUAAGAAUGAUUUGAAGAGAGUGAGGGUGGUUUGCAAAAAGGGAUGUGGUUUUGUAAUUAUGGCUAGCAAGGUAGGAGGGAGGAAAACUUUUAGAGUGAAAACUCUCGUUGGGCGUCACAAGUGUGGAAGAGUUUUUGGUAACAAAAGUGCAAGUGCACAAUGGAUUGCACAAGUAUUGGUAGAUAUAUUUGUUAAUGUGGGAGGCAUGACAGUGAACCAAAUCAUAGAUGAAACGAAGAAGUCAUUUAGUGUUGGAAUAACUCCCUGGAAAGCUGGAAGAGCAAAGGAAACUACAAUGGACUCUUUAGUGAGUGAUGGAGAGCGACAAUAUGGUCAUCUUUAUGAUUAUGUGGCUGAGUUGUUAAGAGUCAAGGCUGGAACCUUCAAGAUUAAGGUGAAUCGACCCCAACCCACUUUGCCACCAAGGUUUAGGUCAUUCUACAUGUGUUUAGAGGGUUGUAAAGAGGGGUUCUUGGGUAGUUAUCGGCCAUUCAUUGGGGUUGAUGGUUGUCAUUUGAAGACAAGUUAUGGAGGUCAGUUGUUAGUGGCAGUGGCAAGAGACCCUAAUGACCAAUAUUUUCCACUAGCUUUUGCUGUGGUUGAAAAUGAAUGCAAGGAGACAUGGAGGUGGUUUUUGACCCUAUUGCUGGAUGAUAUUGGGGGCAUAGAUUGUCAACGCUGGAUCUUUAUUUCGGAUCAACAAAAGGGAUUAAUGGCAGUAUUUGAUGAGAUUUUGAAUGGGGUGGAGCAUAGGCUUUGUUUAAGGCAUUUGUACAACAACUAUAAGAAGAAAUUCGGUGGAGGUUGCUUAUUAGAGACCUUAUGA